UGAAUGAUGUCCAGCACACUUCAGAUGUUUAUGCUAACAUCGCGAGUAAUCUCUGUCUUUUGGACACACAGCGACAGUCACUAAUAACUAUUGACGUAUUUGGCUGCUUAUAUUGACAGGUGUCCGAUUUAAUGGAGUCAGAAAGUGACGGUGUGGUGCAGUCAUUAGAGUUGAAGCCGUCUGGUGAGGAUGAACCGGGCUCUUCAUCAUUGACAGCGGAAACCGAACAAGACAACACGAGCCAUCCAGAGGACACCAGCCAAAAGAACACACCACAGACGGGUGGACAGGCGCAACCGCUGUGCCGUUUUUUCUCUCAGGGCAGACGAUGCUAUUACGGGAAAAAGUGCCGCUUUCUUCAUCAGAGGGCUGCAGGUGUUAAAAAGGCAGAGAGCAGCGUCGAUCCAAAGACGGAUCACAAAGAGAAAGAAGAAAAUGCAAAUAGUCAGCCAUCAGAUCCACAGCAAGAGUCGAGUGAAAGCACCCAAUCAGAUAAAGAGAAGCUGCCGGUCCCAUCCAGCAACAAAUCGGCCCCUGAGAAACGAGAAAGGGCUAGAAGGCCCUGCCGUUACUUCCUUUCUGGCUUUUGUUCUAUGGAUGACCGAUGUCGCUUCCACCACCCACAGCAGCUUCCGCCAGUUGAGGACCAGCCUUAUGGACCGAGAGAGAGGAGGGGUUUCAGACCCUCUGCUCCAGCUGCACGUCCAGCUCAUGAUCAGGUCAAACUGGCUAAUCUCACUGAGGAGGUCUGCAAACAGCUGAGAGCCACAGAGAUCGCUCAGCUGAUGAAAAGAUUCCCAAAAGAAAAACUUAUAGUGCAGGAGCGAGAAGAUGGAAAGCUAACUUACUACAGAGUGACGGUGCAAGCCACAGACCCUGAAUGGCCUUUUGACCUAAAUGAAGUCGACAUCAUGGUCAGCUUUCCUGAGAAUUACCCUCAAGAGGUGUUCACUCUGGAUGUUCCAGAGGACCAGAAUUUACCAGCACUCAUGGCGAGACAUGUGCAAAAGGCCUCAGAAGAAUGGCUGAAGGCCAAACAUGCCACCAACCAGCUGAUGGGGAGGGUUGAGAUGCUUUUCAGGCCGUACCUGCGCUGGCUGGACCGUAGCAUGGAGAAAAUCUUCACUGAUGGAGCCAGACAGUUGAAAAAAGACAUUGACUUGCAGAGGUCUGGAAUACAGUUUGUCCCCUACGAGCAGCUCAAGGUCACUGUUUUUAAGAACACAGGCAAGAAAACAGACACUCCUGAUCGUAUAGUGUCACUCACUGCGGCUUCAGCGGAAGAGGAGGAGGGAGAGCAUGACGAAGCUGUUGUAGAGGAGGAGGACACUGCUUUUGGCAGUGACGGGGAGGCAGGUAACCGGCAGGUGGAGAACAUCAAAACAAGAGAGCGACGCAAAGGCAAUGAGAUCAAACUGCUAGGAUUGAGACUGGGAGAACAGACAGCCACUGUGACGGCCAGACAGGUCACUGUGUCUCUGCAAUGCAGCCGGUGUAAAGUUUGUGCUGAUCUGACCCUGAAUGAACGGCUGCCCUGUACAGCUCAGUGUGAGAAAUGUGGAGCAGAAAUCAGGUCUGCAUUUAGGUCCAGUAUUCUGCACCACUACAGCGAUGUUUUGGGUUAUCUGGACCUAUAUGCAGCUGUGCCUGUAGAUCUGAUACUGCAGGAGUCCGAGUUCAGUGUCGGCUGCCUAAACUGCAACAAGGAGGACACGAUUCAGAAUCUGACCUAUGGCCAAAACUGGGAGCAAAACUGCCAACAUUGCCACACCAAACUCAGCAUCUUUGUUGAGGCUGCGCGGUUUCAGUUCAUUCAGCCAGAGGCCAGAAAAACCACAGGUGCGACUGCUCAAUAUACUCAGAGAUAUAGAGACCCUGCGGUUCAGCAUGGAAAGCCUCUACCUGAUAAAGGUGCCUGCAGACACUACAGGCAAAGUCACAGAUGGCUGAGGUUCCCUUGCUGUGGUCGUGCUUACGCAUGUGACGCCUGUCAUGAUGAGGAUCAGGACCAUCUGAUGGAGUUGGCCACCAGGAUGAUCUGCGGUUAUUGUGCCAAAGAACAGCCUUACAGUAAAGGUAAGCCGUGUGUGAGCUGUGGGGGUAUGAUGACCAGAGACACUCACACGAGCCACUGGGAGGGUGGAAUGGGCUGUAGGAACAGGGUUAAGAUGAGCAGAAAUGACAAGCACAAAUACUCCAACAUGAGCAAAACGGUGUCUAAGAAAACAACCCAAGAGAAGUAACCAAAUGAUGAUUCAUAAACAGCUCUUCAAUCAUGUCAUAAGUUACAGAGAUUUAUGAAAGCCAGAAAUUCUCUUGUGCAUUGAUUUCCUUAUUGCAGUUUCGAAUAAAAUUCUAUAUAUUUUACAGACUGUAUAUGAUACUGAUACAGAUGUUUGUACUGCUCUUUUCAAUCGAGCCUUUGUUAAAUAGUAGAGAAUAAAGAACAAAUGAAUUUA
This is a messenger RNA of Triplophysa dalaica, 2459 nucleotides long. RefSeq lists its product as uncharacterized. The record is from RefSeq and is a predicted model, not a curated record. Lineage: Eukaryota; Metazoa; Chordata; Actinopteri; Cypriniformes; Nemacheilidae. Gene Ontology annotation, molecular function: zinc ion binding; nuclear export signal receptor activity. Gene Ontology annotation, cellular component: nuclear envelope.